Messenger RNA from Acytostelium subglobosum LB1, 837 nucleotides. RefSeq lists its product as hypothetical. Gene Ontology annotation, biological process: DNA recombination; DNA integration. The transcript is spliced from 2 exons. The record is from RefSeq and is a predicted model, not a curated record. NCBI's taxonomy places the organism in Eukaryota, Evosea, Eumycetozoa, Acytosteliales, Acytosteliaceae. Gene Ontology annotation, molecular function: DNA binding. Bases 1 to 837 code for a protein of 278 amino acids.
AUGGUGUUCAUCCACAACGCAUGGCAACCAGGCACGCUCAAGGCAUACGACGCAGUGUGGAGGAGGUGGUCGACCUUCACCAUGGCCAACAACAGCUCACCAACAGACAUAUCGACCAAGAUGGUCAAUGCAUUCAUCGCCGACCUCGGUCACAAGGACUACAGUACGUCCUACAUCUACACGCACCGCUCUGCUCUCUCUUCACUUCGCAAACUGGCACGCAUGGACGCACUGGACGAUGAAUCGACGAAACGGCUGCUUCAAGGUCUCGCCAAGAAGAAGCCGUCGAAGCCAAAGUAUUCAGAGGUAUGGGACCCGACGAUAGUUAUUAACUUCAUUCGCGAUAACUAUAGCAAGCGAGCAAGGUCCGACAUCGACCUUCUCAAGAGAACGCUGGUACUGGUCAGACUGGCACUGUGCGCACGAUCAUCAGACUUGGCGCGCUGGGCAUUCUCAUCGCUGGUGGUCUCCAAUACUUCAAUCAAGGGCCCAAUCGUCAAUGCCAAGGAACAAAGGGCAUCGGCAAGUCAAUCAACAUUGGUACUCAAACCAGUCAGCGGCGCCGCUGCAUCAAGGCCCCCACAUCAGUGCUUAUCGGCAGACUGGAUCACCAAACUGUCAUUGGAGGUCAUGGAGGAGGCUGGCAUCGAUACAUCUAUAUAUGGAGCACACUCAACACGCGCGGCAGUCAUAACAAAGGCAUUGGCGUCUGGAGCAUCAUUUCAAGACGUCAAGGCUCUGAGCAGACACAAGUCAGCGACAACAAUGGAGAAGUACUACGCCCUCAAGUUGGAGGGCUCGGCGCAAUGUUCUCAAGUCAACUCGUUGUUCGAAUAG